UAUCAUGUCAAUGUUUAAACUAAAAACUAAGCUCUAAGGGCACUUCUAAUAUCGAUGUCCAGUCAAUGAGACGAAGAAAAUAGUUUUAUUUGCUCGGCAGGCGAGUGGUCUGGAAAAACGAAUUGAUAUUCCUAUUUCCUUUUCAGUUAUGGCAGUUGGAAACGCUUCUUCUGCAAAGGGACAAUUACAUGAACUACAGCAGACCUUUAAGCACAAGUAGUGUUGGAUGGGAUCAGAAUUUAGGAACUCGUAGUAAGACCAAGAACCUAAUAGAGAGAGCAAGCUAUGCACUCAAAUGCAUCGUAUUAGAUAACUGGCAAAGAGGCUGGAUUCUUUUGCUGUGGGUGAUGAUUAUGGCUGGACUUUUCACCUGGAAAUUCUUGCAAUAUAGGCGAAGAGCGGCAGUUCAAGUUAUGGGUUACUGCUUGGCAACUGCUAAAGGAGCUGCGGAGACUCUUAAGCUUAACAUGGCGCUUGUUCUUUUACCAGUUUGUCGUAACAUAUUAACUUGGCCACGGUCUACUAGGGCCAAGCUCCUCGUUCCUUUUGAUGAUAAUAUCAAUUUUCACAAGAUUAUUGCACAUGCUAUUGCAGUUGGAAUCUUGCUUCACGCAGGGAACCAUUUAGUGUGUGAUUUUCCACGUCUGAUUAAUUCAUCUCCUGAAACGUUUGCAUUGAUAGCUUCUGAUUUUGACAACGUGAAGCCCACUUACAAAAGCCUAUUGACCGGUAUUGAAGGUGUCACUGGCAUUGCAAUGGUGAUUUUGAUGGCAAUUGCCUUCACACUGGCAACACGAGGCUUCAGGAGAAAUGUAUUGAAGCUGCCACCUCCUUUCAAUCGAUUAACAGGUUUCAACGCAUUUUGGUACUCACACCUCCUUCUAGCAGUGGUGUAUGUGCUACUGCUGGUACAUGGAACACUCCUAUUCUUGGUUCACCAAUGGUGGCAGAAAACAGUAAGGGCAUAGAACACGUAAUUUGUUUUAUACAGACUUAAAACGGAAUUGUUGACAAUUUAUUUCCCAUAUUGCAGACAUGGAUGUACAUCUCCAUGCCGUUGCUCCUCUAUGUAUGUAGCUGAGAGGAGUUCGAGAACAUGCCGAACUGAUACGAGAAUAAUCACGGAAAUGAACUUAUGUGGGUGUGCAUUGAAAACGUCCAAGUGUAUGUGCAAGAGAAGUGUAAUUAAAGGUCCAAAUACACAUCAAAACAGCCCACUCCAUACACUAGAGGGGCGG
Molecule: messenger RNA, 1238 nt
Organism: Capsicum annuum
Lineage: Eukaryota; Viridiplantae; Streptophyta; Magnoliopsida; Solanales; Solanaceae
Product: respiratory burst oxidase homolog protein E-like
Exons: 2
Coding region: 189-968 (259 amino acids)
Cellular component (GO): plasma membrane
Molecular function (GO): NAD(P)H oxidase H2O2-forming activity
Source: RefSeq, a predicted model, not a curated record